Molecule: messenger RNA, 1056 nt
Organism: Cryptomeria japonica (Japanese cedar)
Lineage: Eukaryota; Viridiplantae; Streptophyta; Pinopsida; Cupressales; Cupressaceae
Product: ubiquitin-conjugating enzyme E2 36
Exons: 8
Coding region: 320-781 (153 amino acids)
Biological process (GO): DNA damage tolerance; protein K63-linked ubiquitination
Cellular component (GO): nucleus
Molecular function (GO): ubiquitin conjugating enzyme activity
Source: RefSeq, a predicted model, not a curated record
UAGUUGAAACCGAGCUGUCUUCACACGAGCGCAAAAUUUGAUACAUUUUCGAAAAGAAGAAGAAACUGAAAAAGAGGAAUUAAAAUAAUAAAAUAAAAAAGGGCAGAGAUGCUCAUGGACAGCCAGCCGCGGUAAUAGCGUUAGAGGAACGCCAAUAGUCCAAAAUACCCAUUACCACUUUUGAAUUGGAAACACACGUCUUUUUGAAUGUCCAGAAUUAUAGUAGUUGUGUAUCUGUGAAUCAUUUUAAACAUAGGCAGAAGCAGAAUCAAGAGGGAAUUAUCAUCAACAUCAUCAUAGGUCUCUCUGUGCAGCUGCAAUGGCCAAUGCAAAUCUGCCUCGAAGAAUUAUCAAGGAAACUCAGCGAUUAAUCAGUGAACCGGCUCCUGGUAUCAGUGCAUCUCCUUCCGAAGACAAUUUGCGGUACUUCAAUGUGAUGAUUCUUGGACCCUCUCAAUCUCCUUAUGAAGGGGGGUUUUUCAAGUUGGAGUUAUUCUUACCUGAAGAAUAUCCAAUGGCUGCACCAAAGGUGCGCUUUCUGACAAAAAUUUACCAUCCAAAUAUUGACAAGUUAGGUCGAAUAUGCUUAGAUAUUCUAAAAGAUAAAUGGAGUCCUGCUCUUCAAAUCCGAACAGUUUUGCUGAGCAUUCAGGCACUGUUGAGUGCACCCAAUCCUGAUGAUCCACUUUCUGACAAGAUUGCAAAACACUGGAAGGCAAAUGAAGCUGAGGCCAUGGAAACAGCUAAAGAAUGGACAAGGAUGUAUGCAAGUGGAACUUGACAUUUAGAGGUCUGUUUCUUUGAGUAACACAUUAACAAUGUGUUGGUUACCAUCCUAUUGGUAACACAUUUAACUAUCUUCUAAUUUAUUACUGAAUACUAAUGUACCAUGUAUUUUGGUCAGAGAAAAUGAUUUUAAUUAGAAUUAUUUUCUGUAGCCAGGAAUAUGAUAAAUACUUGGAAUGAAGAAGCAUGCAUUGUUUCUUUGAUAGGGCGAUGUUUGUCUUAAGAUUCGUAUAUAAUUGAUACCCAAAAUGAUACUAGUCUUAUAUUUAA